AUGAUUGGAAGUCCCCUGGGUGCAAGAGAGCGGAGCCCUGACCCUCAGCGAUUGGAGCCUGGUGAACUGACUCCAGUACACCAGCGUGCAAACCGCCGCCUCCGAGGAGACCCGCCUGAAUUUGGACCGCUCCCUACUGCUCCGGCAACACAGGCAUCGUCCACUGCCAACGAAAGAACGAUGGCCAGCCCGGUGACAUCCGAACUCAUCGUGUCCCCACCGUGCAUGCCUGAGCCCUUCCACGAUGAUACGUACGAAGAUGUGGAGGACUGGUUGGAACACUUCGAGCGGGUGGCGAACAUCAACGGCUGGGACGAGGCAAGAAAACUGAGCCGCAUGUACUUCGCGUUGGAGGAUGCAGCGAGGACAUGGUAUGAAAACCACGAAGCGGUGAUACCGACCUGGCAAGAGUUUCGACGACAUCUGGUCGCUACGUAUGCCAGCACCGAUCGUCGAGAGAAGGCAGAGAAUGCUCUCCAGUCCAGAAACCAGCGCACGAACGAGAGCGUUGGCAUGUAUAUCGAGGACAUGUCCCGCCUUUUCAGACGCGCCGAUCCGAACAUGACCGAAGAGAAAAAACUGCGUCACCUGAUGCGAGGAGUCAAACAGGACUUAUUCGCAGGGUUGGUUCGCAACCCACCACGCACCGUUGCCGAGUUCCGCAGCGAAGCCACGACCAUAGAGCGCGCAUUGCAGCAGCGCUCCCGUCGCUAG
Messenger RNA from Rhipicephalus sanguineus (brown dog tick), 714 nucleotides. RefSeq names its product activity-regulated cytoskeleton-associated protein-like. The transcript has a single exon. The coding region runs from base 1 to 714 and encodes 237 amino acids. NCBI's taxonomy places the organism in Eukaryota, Metazoa, Arthropoda, Arachnida, Ixodida, Ixodidae. The record is from RefSeq and is a predicted model, not a curated record.